This is a messenger RNA of Ceratitis capitata (Mediterranean fruit fly), 893 nucleotides long. It is a transcript of the gene mgr, whose product is annotated as prefoldin subunit 3. The record is from RefSeq and is a predicted model, not a curated record. Gene Ontology annotation, biological process: microtubule-based process; tubulin complex assembly; protein folding. Lineage: Eukaryota; Metazoa; Arthropoda; Insecta; Diptera; Tephritidae. Gene Ontology annotation, cellular component: prefoldin complex; cytoplasm. The transcript has 3 exons. Gene Ontology annotation, molecular function: tubulin binding. The coding region runs from base 115 to 699 and encodes 194 amino acids.
GCAAUAUGUUUGACAUUUCUUUGGCAGCGAAUCUCAUUUAGAAAAUUGUGUUUGUCUAUAUUGCCUUCUGUUAUAAAUCUAUUCAAUUAAAACUUUAAGUCUGUUUGAAAAAGUAUGACUGGCAUAAUGGACACUAUAGAAAUGCCAAAAUUGGCUGAAAAUCAAAAGUCCUUUGCCGGCAUACCUGAGGCUGUGUUUUUGGAAGAAAUUGAUACAUUCAUGGCACAGCCAGAAAAUGAAGAUAAUUGUGAAAAAGUUCUACAGAGGUUAGAUGAGCAACAUAGCAAGUAUAGGUUUAUGGCUUUUAAUCUAGAAGCAAGACGUCGUAAGCUCAAAUCACAAAUUCCAGAUCUGCAACGCUCAUUAGAGAUGAUAAAUGUGCUAAGGGAAGAAAAAGAAGAGCGAGAAACCCAGUUUCUACUUAGCGAUCAAGUAUUUAUAAAGACGCUCGUACCACCAACGCAAACAGUAUGCCUUUGGCUAGGUGCUAGUGUGAUGCUAGAGUAUCCAUUAGACGAAGCUGAAGAACUUCUUAAACAGAACAUGAGCUCUGCCGUUGUAAAUCUGAAAACUGUGGAACACGAUCAAGAUUUUCUUAGAGAUCAAUUGACAACCACGGAAGUAAAUAUGGCCCGUGUUUACAAUUGGGGUGUGAAGAAACGUCAGGCGGCUGCAAAAACAUCUACUCCUUCAUCUUAAUCCUUCAAUACCACAUUAAUGUUUCUUGAUAAAUUAUAGUGAUUAUCAUUAACAUUUGUAAGAUUUCAAUUCUACGCAGUAAAAUUGACUUCAUUUCUUAAUUGGAGUUCCACUCACUAAUACUUUUCUACUCAGAUAAAGAUUUGUUGUAUCUUCUAUAAAAUAAGAAUUAUAGCUAUUUCUUAAUACCUAAA